UACUAGCUAGCUUUACCUUUUAGACAGACAGACAGACAGAGAGACAGCUCCAUUUGCCAAAUGCGAAUGGCGGUGGUGAUGCUUUCUUUCUAAUUGCUUCUUCUAAUAACCAUCCCAACUUUUAUAUUAUUCAGUAAAACAAACAGAAACCCAUUUUUUUAGAUUCCUAUUAGAUUGAUUCCCUCACCCACCGUCCUCUUCACACAAAACCCAUCAACUUAUUUAUUAUACUACCCAAAAAAGAUAGAGAGAGAAAAAUAAAAAGUUCAAAAAAAGAAAGAAAGAUCUUUAAUUUAUUUAUGAGAGUUUGAGUGAUUUGGAAAUGCUGAGACUCUCUAGGGUUUACCAGCUCUUCUUCACCUUCCUUCUCAUUGUCUCUGUCUUCUUCUCUAUUUUCUCUGAGUAGUAUGCUAUAUGCAGUUUUGGAUUCGAAGUGGGUUCCAAUUAUUGAACACUUGUGCUUGAUUGGGCUUUCUACCUUUUGUCAGUGAAUUUCUAGAAUUAAGCAAAAGAUGGCGGCUGAGCUUGUCAGUUCUGCGACAAGUGAGAAAUUGGCUGAAACGGAUUGGACGAAAAACAUUCAAAUUUGUGAAUUAGUUGCUCAUGAUCAAAGGCAAGCUAAAGAUGUUAUUAAAGCUAUCAAAAAACGACUGGGGAGUAAACAACCAAAUACUCAGCUCUAUGCUGUUAUGCUGUUGGAGAUGUUGAUGAACAAUAUUGGAGAACAUAUUCAUAAGCAGGUGAUUGAUACAGGGAUUCUCCCUAUUCUUGUGAAGAUAGUGAAGAAAAAGUCAGACUUGCCUGUACGAGAACGGAUAUUUCUUCUUCUAGAUGCCACACAGACAUCCCUUGGUGGUGCUUCUGGAAAGUUCCCCCAGUAUUAUGAUGCAUAUUAUGACUUGGUGAAUGCAGGAGUACAGUUUCCUCAAAGGCCCCACGCUGUCCAAUCAAGUCAUCCUAUGUCACAAGAAAAUAAGAAUGAUUUACCUAAUGGGGAACUAGCCUCCUCUAGAAAUGAAGGGGUUGCUCUCCAAGCAGAGCCUCAGAUUGUUCCUGAGUCUAGUAUAAUUCAGAAGGCAAGUAAUGCAUUAGAGGUUUUAACAGAAGUCCUUGAUGCUGUUGAUACUCAGCAUCCUGAGGUGGCAAAGGAUGAAUUUACACUUGAUCUUGUGGAACAGUGUUCGUUCCAAAAGCAGAGAGUUAUGCAUCUUGUGAUGACUUCUCGGGAUGAGAAGGUGGUUUCUCGAGCAAUUGAAUUAAAUGACCAACUCCAGAAAGUUCUUGCAAGGCAUGAUGCCCUCAUUUCAGAUCGGUCUACAUCAACUGCGAAUCACAUCAGUCAUGAAGAAACAGAGGACGAAGAGGAGGCUGAACAGCUUUUCCGAAGAUUACGAAAAGGAAAAGCUUGUGUAAGACCUGAAGAUGAAGAGCAGUCUGAAGACCGCCCCCACUUGGGCUUGCUUGGAACAUCCAUUCCAGCAGAAAGGCUAAACCGUCCACUUAUACGACCAGUGAAUUUGGAUUCAUCAUGCGAAGGAAAUGCAUAUCCUCCGCGUGUAGCAGUUUCACCGUCACCAAGACACAUUGAGAGGGAGCCUCCACCUAUUGCCAUUCCACCCCCACCAAAACAGACCGAGAGGGAUCUUCCACAUGUUGCGAUUCCUCCUCCACCUGCAAAACACACGGAGAGGGAGAGAUUCUUUCAGGAAAACAAGGUGGAUGGUUCUGGUUUGGCUGGCCAUGUGAGAGGUCUCUCGUUACACAGUCGCAACACCAGUAGCUCCCGCAGUGGAAGCACAGACUUUAGCGAGUGAUUACACACUAGAGGACCUUUCUUCUAUUUGUUAUUCUCUGAGUUUUGUAUUUCUAGUUUAUUUAUUAUGAUUUCUGAUUUGCUAGAGGUGGUGGUGGGUGUUGUAGAGAGAUGAAGGAUAAAAGUACUGAAAUUUUCAUGAUACAAUUAACAUAGAGUUUUUUU
This is a messenger RNA of Quercus robur (English oak), 1978 nucleotides long. RefSeq names its product TOM1-like protein 5. Gene Ontology annotation, molecular function: ubiquitin binding; phosphatidylinositol binding. The record is from RefSeq and is a predicted model, not a curated record. The transcript has 11 exons. Gene Ontology annotation, biological process: protein transport to vacuole involved in ubiquitin-dependent protein catabolic process via the multivesicular body sorting pathway. Lineage: Eukaryota; Viridiplantae; Streptophyta; Magnoliopsida; Fagales; Fagaceae. Bases 513 to 1814 code for a protein of 433 amino acids.